CUAUUGCAACAUCUAGGGUAUAAAAGCCAAGGCCUGCCUGCGACAUCUACAAAGCUCUUGGGAGGAGUGUGAAACACAGAAGGCCAAGCAUUCAGCAAAGUGCAGCACCCAUGAAAUUCAUUGUUACUCUGCACUGAUUUUGGGAGCUGAGCCUCAGGACCCAGUACAAAGAAUAUCUGCUAACUCCGUGGACCAUCUGGGACACACUUCAAGGUGUACUGCCUGCCCCAAGCCAGCCCUGAUGGCCAGGCAUUGGCUCAGGGUCCUUUACAUCCUUAUCUUCAGUGUUGUCUGUGCCCUACUGUGCCUAGCUGAGCCAGCCGUGAUCGUCACAAUGCACAAGGAACCAAUUAUCUUGCAGGCCCCAAAUAAGCCAUGCCCACCAGGCUAUCAUCUUUCAGAAGACAAUCAGCAUUGUAUUCCAUGUGUACCUGGAAAAGACUACACCAAUCAUUCCAACACUCUCCCUUCCUGUAGGAGAUGUUCAGUCUGUAAAAACGAUGAAGAACAGAAGAGCCCAUGUACCAUAACCAGAGACACAGUGUGUCACUGCAAACCAGACACUUUCCGAAGAAAAGAGUCUCCUGAGUUCUGCAAGAAAUGUUACCGUAGGUGCACUGACAGGGAAGUUGAGGAGAGUCCCUGUACCCCCUGGAGUGACCGCAAGUGUAUCCCCAAAGAAUCAUCGACCAAGGUCACUGGGGAAGCAGGAGCUACUGGAGAGCCCGUGAUCACGAACUCUGACUGCACCUCUCCUCAUGCUUCUUCAUACUGGAAAUAUCUUGUAGCAAUCCUGGUUCUACUUUCGCUCUUGGUCCUGCUUGUGAUUGGGUGGAUUUUAAGCUUUCAAAGUGGCAGAAACGGAAGGACAACUACAAACCAUGUACAGAACUUUAAAUGUGUUUCGAUGGUCAGAACACUAGUCCAGUGUUUGUUGAACUCACAAACAGCUUCCCAACACAACAUGGCCAGCCUUGAAGAGAUGGCCCCAGGGAUUGCAGCUCCACACACAGAACAGGAGAUCCAGGUCAAUGGCUGGCACUCAAGUCCUCCAAGAGGACCUGAGGAUCAGGAUAAUAACCUUGAUGAGAGUCUAAGCUUCAGAGACUUACCACCCACCCUGGUUUCUAAGCAGGAAAUUAACAAACAAAACGCGGUGACAGAUUCUGGUGCCACUGAACAAUCCCCAGUAGAGGCAGAGCAUUUGCUGGUAAGUGGGAGACAGGCAGUGGCAGUCUGUAGACAGAGGGGGGAAAACUGUUGUCAGAUCUACUGUCCCAGGGAAAGUGCUGACAGGGAGACAAGGGACCGCCCAGCAGAGGCUUCAUGUGGGACAGCAUGGUCACUGAGCCUCUCUGUGGACAUUCUGCCUCAUGUUUGUGCUGUGUGCUCAGAGCCUGGAGCAGCACAGGCAGAGUGGCUGCUGUGUGUUUGUUGAAGACUAAAUAAGAGCUGAGUGCUUGUCACAGAACUUGGUAAAAGCGCUUCCUUGUAACACUAGACAUUUUAAAUUCACCCCAAAUUAUUAUCACAUUGAACAUACUUGAAAAUCUUUGUCGAGUUUUCUGAUCGUGUUCGUAGGGAGGGUUCUGAGAAGAAAAGUUUCUGAGUGCUGUAAAAGUGCUGUUUGGUGAACACACCACACACACACACACACACACACACCCCACAUACACAUCACAC
This is a messenger RNA of Castor canadensis (American beaver), 1683 nucleotides long. The record is from RefSeq and is a predicted model, not a curated record. NCBI's taxonomy places the organism in Eukaryota, Metazoa, Chordata, Mammalia, Rodentia, Castoridae.